AUGGCCACCGAGACGUACGUAACCCCAGUGGCCUUCGAGGGGUACGUGAUCACGGCCACCGUCACGUCCUCCGGCAAGGCCGUGGAGGACUGGAUCCAGGAGAUCUACUCCAGUUACCACCGACUCCUCCACAAACUCAUCGUCGGGCUCGACGUCGAGUGGCGCCCUAGCUACAGCAGGGUGCAGAACCGCGUCGCGCUCCUGCAGCUCUGCGUCGGCCGCCACUGCCUCAUCUUCCAGCUCCUCCACGCCGACUACAUCCCCGAGGCCCUGGAAGAGUUCCUCGACGACCCCGACUUCCGCUUCGUCGACGUCGGCGUCCAGGACGACGCCGACCGCCUGAGCCAAGACCACGACGUCGACGUGGCCAACACGGAGGACCUGCGCCAGCUCGCGGCGGACGGGUUUCACAUGCCUGCGCUCCGCCAGUCCGUCAUGGGAGCGAACCUUCAGAAGCCGCAUAGGGUGAGGAUGGGCCCGUGGGACGCCUCCUGUCUCUCGCAGGAGCAGAUCGAGUACGCCUGCAUCGACGCAUUCGUCUCCUUCGAGAUCGGCCGGAAGCUGCUCACCGGCGACUAUCCUUGA
Brachypodium distachyon (stiff brome) is the source of this 585-nucleotide messenger RNA. Its product is annotated as Werner Syndrome-like exonuclease. Gene Ontology annotation, cellular component: cytoplasm; nucleus. Gene Ontology annotation, biological process: nucleobase-containing compound metabolic process. NCBI's taxonomy places the organism in Eukaryota, Viridiplantae, Streptophyta, Magnoliopsida, Poales, Poaceae. The coding region runs from base 1 to 585 and encodes 194 amino acids. The record is from RefSeq and is a predicted model, not a curated record. Gene Ontology annotation, molecular function: 3'-5' exonuclease activity; nucleic acid binding. The transcript has a single exon.